UGGUGAAGACGACCUGGAUGACGAUGAUGAUGAUGAUGAUGAUGAUGAUGAUGAUGAUGAUGAUGAUGAUGAUGAUGAUGAUGAUGAUGAUGGUGAUGAUGAAGAUGUUUACGAUGAUGAAAAUGAUGAUGAUGAUGAAGAUGAUGACGGAGAAGUUUUGAAUGAGGAUGUUUUGAACAAAGAGGCAUAUGACGAUGAUGAUUUGGAUGAUGAUAAUUUGGAUGAAGAUGAUUUUGAUGAUAAUAACGAUGAUGAUGAUGAUGAUGAUGACGAUGAUUUGGAUGACGAUGAUGAUGAUUUGCAUGAUGAUGAAAAUCAUGAUCGUAAUUUGGAUGAUGAUAUUUCAAAAGAAGAUGAUUAUGAUGAAGAUGAUUUGGAAGAAGAAUAUUAUCUGGAUGAUGAUGAUGAUUAUGAAGAUCAUGAUAAUAGACAUGAUGAAGACGAAGAAGAUAAUUUGUAUGAAGAUCAUGACGAUGAUGGUGUUGUCGAUGAUCAUUGA
Molecule: messenger RNA, 499 nt
Organism: Schistosoma spindalis
Lineage: Eukaryota; Metazoa; Platyhelminthes; Trematoda; Strigeidida; Schistosomatidae
Source: the annotation of a GenBank genome assembly